Penicillium maclennaniae is the source of this 1095-nucleotide messenger RNA. RefSeq names its product SURP domain-containing protein. Gene Ontology annotation, molecular function: RNA binding. The transcript is spliced from 3 exons. Gene Ontology annotation, biological process: regulation of alternative mRNA splicing, via spliceosome; mRNA cis splicing, via spliceosome. Gene Ontology annotation, cellular component: U2 snRNP; catalytic step 2 spliceosome; U2-type prespliceosome. NCBI's taxonomy places the organism in Eukaryota, Fungi, Ascomycota, Eurotiomycetes, Eurotiales, Aspergillaceae. The record is from RefSeq and is a predicted model, not a curated record. The coding region runs from base 1 to 1095 and encodes 364 amino acids.
AUGUCCAAAGAGACUCGCCGCGCCAGUCAUAGCCCCAUUGCCGCCAUGGAUACAUCGAACGGUAACACUCCCUUGCCGGAGGAUAUGACCAAGCCUCCGGAGGGCAUGGUACUGCCCCCCAAGGACAUUCGAGCGAUCGUUGAGAAGACUGCGGGAUACGUUGCUCGCAAUGGUCAUAUCUUUGAAGACCGUGUUCGUGACAAGGAAAAGAGCAAUCCUAAAUUCUCCUUCUUGAAUCCAGGCGAUGCCUACGCGCCCUUUUACCAAUGGCGCCUCACGGAAAUCAAGGACGGCCGCGGUACUGCCGUCUCAGCAGGUCGAGCUGGCGAAGCGACACCCGCCGUCGAACCUGAAAAGCCCAAGGGACCGCCCGAACCCGCCGCGUUUCAUUUCUCCGCGCGCAUGCCCAACAUCAAUGCGCAGGAUUUAGAGGUCGUCAAGCUCACCGCAUUGUUUGUCGCUAAGCGAGGCAAAUCUUUCGUGACCGCGCUGUCGCAGCGCGAGGCUAGAAACUACCAGUUCGAGUUCCUUCGUCCCCAGCACAGUCUCUACCAAUUCUUCACCCGACUGGUCGACCAGUACACCAUUCUGUUGCGAUCCGAAGGCAUUGACGCUGCCACUACUGAGCAGAAAAGAAUUGCCGAACUUGAGCAGAAUGUGCGAAAUAAAUAUCAUAUCAUGGAGCGCGCCACACAGCGCGCCGAGUGGGUGAAGUUCCAAGAACAGCAGAAGCAGAAGAAGGAAGAGCUGGAGGAACAGGAGCGUAUCGAGUAUGCGCAGAUCGACUGGCACGAUUUUGUGGUCGUCGAGACCGUCAUGUUCACCGAAGUCGACGACCAGUCCGACCUCCCACCGCCGACCUCACUUGCGGACCUGCAGUCCGCCUCCCUUGAGCAAAAAGCCGCCAUGUCUCUCAACCCCCUCCGCAUCGAAGAGGCGAUGCCCACCGAUCUCGAUAACCCUACCUACUACAACCCUUACCCCGUUCAACCCGAAUCCGCCGUGCCCUCUACCUCUCCCUACCCGGCCCAACCUCAAGGCCCUUACGCCCCCCCAAGCGCGGACUACAAUAUGCAAUACCCCCCCGCAACCUGA